Messenger RNA from Myripristis murdjan (pinecone soldierfish), 1216 nucleotides. RefSeq names its product putative per-hexamer repeat protein 5. The record is from RefSeq and is a predicted model, not a curated record. The transcript has 4 exons. NCBI's taxonomy places the organism in Eukaryota, Metazoa, Chordata, Actinopteri, Holocentriformes, Holocentridae. Bases 114 to 521 code for a protein of 135 amino acids.
CUCCAGUGCACGGGUUUGGAUCUGAUAUUUUAAAAUGUUCAGCAAUAAUCAAGGAAACCAGUAUCCUGGAGGGCAUUCCCAACAGCCAUACCCAAACUACCCUCCUCAGCCCCAUGGCCCGUCUGGAUGCCCUCCUGUUGCCCCACCAUGUGCAGGCCAUGGGCCCGCCCCAGGUUAUGGGCAUGGCCCAGGUUAUGGACCUGGCCCUGGUUACGGGCCUGGCCCAGGUUACGGGCCUGGCCCAGGUUACGGGCCUGGACCCGGCUGUGGACCUGCGUGUGGAUGUGGUCACGGGCACGGGCACGGGCACGGACAUGGUCAUGGACACGGACAUGGUCAUGGUCAUGGUCAUGGUCAUGGGCAUGGGCACGGGCACGGGCACGGGCAUGGGCAUGGGCACGGACAUGGGCGCAGGCACAGGCACAAGCGUGGUCACAUGCAUGGCCGUUGUCACAAGAAAGGAAGGAAGAGUCAUGGGUCCUCCAGCAGCUCCUGCAGCAGUGACUCUGACUAGAUCUUGAUUCUUUGGAGGAAGAAGAAACAAAAUGCCAGCUGGAAACCUUCAUCCUUCGGCUAUAUUCAAUAACCGGUUCAUUUGACUACUUAAAAUUUGGAUACAUUCAUAGCAGUGCUGGAUGUUUGCUGACAUGAUUUUUGAACAUCCACUUUAUAACGUUUAUUUUACCCUCUGCUUUCAACUCAGCUUGUUGCUAUAGUGUAGGCUAUUCAUAAUUUGUCUUAAGCAACAGCCGUGUUUACAUGUGGUUCUAUUACACUUGAAUCAAAACUGUACUGGUGAUUGUGUGGAAAAAAAAAAAUGGUGUCUGUGAAUGAUAAAUGCUACGACAGUACAGUGUGGAAUGCUGUGUCUUUUUAAUGGUUUUGGAUUAUUAUUUCUUGAUUUACCUAUGGCUACUUUAUAUCUCUGUUGGCUUGAUUUUUUUUUUAUUUUGUUUUCAUUUUUGGGCAUUUAUUUACGUCAGCUGAGCAUAUUUGCUCUACAACGCCUCACUCCACACCAACACAUUUACACAACACAUUUCACACUUUUGAUCUGCCCAGUGCAAUCACAAUACUGCUGUUUUGAUAUUUUACAUAACAGAAAUGCUUAUUGAUCUUAAUAUUCCUUAUUUCAUUAAUAUCACAAGGUUAUGUCUUUAGGACUAUUUUUGUUAUGUGGUUUUUGAAAUUGCAAUAAAACAUUUAAACUUACAGA